Xylona heveae TC161 is the source of this 6333-nucleotide messenger RNA. RefSeq lists its product as hypothetical. The transcript has 3 exons. Gene Ontology annotation, molecular function: protein binding. The record is from RefSeq and is a predicted model, not a curated record. Lineage: Eukaryota; Fungi; Ascomycota; Xylonomycetes; Xylonales; Xylonaceae. Bases 1 to 6333 code for a protein of 2110 amino acids.
AUGGAUCCUUGGUUGGACUCGCUCUCAGAGGAUUGGAUAUCACAGCCUCGGUCAUCGCCUCAGGCUUCAUUGAAUGCGCCGCCUGCCGUGGACACUAGUCAGAUUACCAAUUCUCGCAGCCGUAUACCGCGGUUAAAGGCUCUGCAUGAGCGAACCAAGAGCAGGGAGAGCGUCUCUUCGAAGGCUGCUCCCGUGACGCCCUCCAAGUUGCCGCGAAAUACGCCGUCCGCUGACAGACCUAAAGUUCUGUCACGUACAAACACGGCAUCAACAGCGGACACGGUGCAGCAUAAUACGAUUCAACAUAAAUCCAUAGGCACGUCGCCGGGAAAGGAGUGGGGGUCCGAAGAUACCCCUGAAUGGAAGCGCAAGUUGAUUGACGGAAAUUUUCGAUAUGGCGAGCAGCGGGAUCUGUUCAGCUCUGCGGGGCUAGAAAACAUAUUUCAACGACCUAACCCGCCGUCAGUACGCCAGCCAAAGUGGCGUCUUCCACAGGCCGACAUCAUCAUUGAAGAUCUUCCAUCCUCUCCGCCGAUUUGGCAUUCUUCUGCGGCACCAAGAAAUCCGACACCGCGACGGACGACGACCCCAAGAACGAAUGAGAAGAAACAACGCAAAUAUCUUAGCACUAGCAAUAGAGGAAGUCCCGCAACAAGGUCAUCAUUGGGUAGUAUCAAGAGCCCACGAGUACGGAAAGAUGAAGCAACCGGGUCGAAGAGCGAGCAGGGGAAAGAAACUCCAAUUCAUGCUGCAGACGCACCGCGGAAAGAGUCCUCAGAGCAUCCGGUUCGUGAGGCUCGGGUUGUGACCAACCCUUUUGAAGAGGAGAGCUUCUCGACAAGUACUACUCGACGGCCUUUACCGGUGAAUUCUAGCCCCCUUUUGAGCGUGCCCAAGCCGAUGGAGAGCUCGAGAAGGACUGCAAGCGGACUGGAAGAGGAGCGAAACGAAAGGAUCAGCCCAAUCCUCGUCUCACGCCGUGACCUGACAGAUGGAGGUGUGGAUUAUGCUGCGCUGGACGCGUCUGAAAUACAGAUGUUGCGGGAAUUAGGAGAACUUGACUUGAGCGACAAGGAAGGCAACCCAUCCUUUGAUAAUACACGAUCUGAGCAGUUGGAGUAUUCCAGGCCGGAAUUCGGCUCUAGUCAGCAGUCGGAUCGCUGGAUGAAUCAGUCCCUUCCCGCGGAUCUUUCGACAGGCACAGAGCAGCCACUGCGAGGAAGAAUGGGCUUUGCCAACAUCAGAACGAGAGCUAACCCCAACGAUGAUUCCACCCGCCGUCGUAGCCCUAGUCGAUCUUCCUUACCUUCAAUCAUCUUAGAUGACGCUUCGGAUCAGGAAGGUGAAGGGGAAAGCGGGAUGCUUUCUUCGCCUGAUCGAGGGCUCCACACAAGUCUCACGGACAACAACUCGCUACAGCCUCCAGCCCCGACACCUCCAGCAUUUCUCAAAACCCCUAGUGGAAGUCCAGACCGAAACGGAGACGGAGCGACAUAUGUUCAUCCAGCCGUUAGUCCUUUAAAGCUUUUUGGGAACUAUGAUACCUUUACCAAUGAUCGGCUGCUUCGAAGAAUGAGUCAGAUAGAGGACAGCGUGUUUCAAGAUGACGAGGAAGAUGGUGGGAAGGGAGACAUUGUCUCUGCGGCAAAGAGAAAUCUUGAUCCUUUCUCCGUGGAUGCGUCCGAGAACGCAAUCGAAGACUCUGACGAUUCUUCUCCGGAGAAUGAGGCCGAGAAUAGACCAACUUCUCGACCUCACAUGCGCAAUCACUUCUCAGAAAAUGGUUUCGGUAAAGGCGGUCUUGAUCAAUAUCGCUUUGAGCAGGCAGUAUCGCCGCCGUGGGUCAGAGCUGAUCAGCAAGAAGAUGAGAGCGAGACCAGGCGCCCGCUUUCCGAGCUAAAUUCCGCAUCUCACACACAAUUCAACUUUCACCUCGAACCCCCUCAGGAUUCUUCAACCGGUGAAAGCGUUAUUGUCCAAGUGUCAAGAGUAGCCCAUCGGAAACCCUCUCAGCACCGCCAGGAAUCUAUAUCUAAUAGGGUGGAUCGAGCUUCUAGAGGAUCGCCUCAACGUCCGUACCAGGCUGGCGGCGGAAAAGAAAACCUCCGUCAGGCUGACGGAAAGCGGGCACCAGCCACUCCAUAUAAAAAUCGAACACCGAAAAGACGCCGCACCCUCCAAGAAUCGGACAUUAUUCAAAUGGGAACGAGCCCAGAGGACGUCCAGAACGCACAACGUGCGCAUCAGCAAAUGCAAUUUGCUAUGGAUGACACCACGAAUGCUUCCCCCAGCCAUAAUGACUACAGCGAAGGUAUGCUCGAAAUUAUAUCGCCAGACCAAUUUCCACGCCCGAGGACCCCUACUCCUCAUCAACAUCCAUACAAUGGAGCAGAGUCGGUGCUUGAUCAGGAUACCAUUGCUGAGAUUCGAGAAUCCCUCGGGUCGCUUCUUAUCAAUGAUCAUUCACCAACAUCACAUGCUGCGGAUAACAUUUCAAUGGCAAAAAGAGACGCUGUCAAGGAAGAGUUGACUGCUCUGAAGACAAACCUGGACAGGAAAAUGAUGAAAGAUAACAGGAGGAGCUCUGUAACAACACAGGACUUCCUAGACGAGGCUAUGAAAAUCAUGAGCUUCAUUCGAGCGGGAGGACGUCCGGGAAGUCAACCUUUUGAUCUUCAAGAAUCAGACAUCAGAUCUAGUGUCAUUGAUGAAGGGAGCAUAAUCACAGAAGAUAUUCGCCCAAUGAGCGGGACCUCCUUCUCCGAAGUGCAACAUCACGCGAAUAACAGAGGACCCGUUUUGAGGGUGCCGCGGCCGCCAGACGCACGAAUUUUGACUCCCGUAAGGGAGUUUGACGAGAGCUACGAGCCUGACCUAACCGAAGAUCCUUUUGUGGAAAUUUCAUCAAAUUUAGCCAGUCGCCGGAGUAGUAGCUCGGCUCAUCGUGAAAAGCUGUCUGAACGUGCAAGAAGUGCUUCAUCUAACGGAGAUAUGCAGGAUAGUGAUGGCCAACGCAAGAGAAAACACUCUGCGUCGUCGACUGUUGAGUCGAGCUUUGGACUUGCAAUGUCCAAGAUGAAUUCCCACAGCUCUUUGGUAUCAUCAAAUCCUACGAAUACGACAGCGUCAUCUAAACGGUCGGAAGCUCGACGUGUCAUUGCACCGAACCAAGUGUCACACUUAAUCUUUGGCCAGAUUGCUGGAAUGAGAUUCGAUCCUCUUAAAAAGGCUUGGGUCAAAGGCAGACAAGAUAGUGCUGAGAGCAAGCGACCUGAAAGCGAGAGCUUCGUGUCCGAGGGCAGUGAAGAAGACCCAUUGCGAGGCAUACCUGACUUGACUGUCGAUGAGACAGAGGAGCUGCGUCGAAUCAAACAAGCACGUAUUAACGAAAACCGCAGCCAGAAUGAUGCAGCAGAUUCCGUCCUCGGGAACAGCGGCGUGAAACAAAGAAUUGGCCUGGGCCAAAUAGAACUGAAGGCUCCAGCCAAGUCUCGAUCAUCGUCAAAGCAAGAGCCAGAGGUUCCGGAAAAGCUGCCCGAAUCAAGCUCCGGUCGAUCCACCUUUAUACAUCUUACAUCCGACGGACCCACGACAUCUACUCGCGCCACAUCUUGGGGACAGGAGAUGAUAAAAACUGCCAGUUCGAACGAAAAAGAGCCCAAAAAUGAAAUUUUGGCAACCCCAGAAAAAACAGAUUCACAAUGGGAGCCCACGCUUUCCAUGAAUCAAGGUGGUGACGACUUUGCACUGCAAGAGGACGACCCUAUACCUCAGCGAGAGGAGACUCUUGACUUUUCAUCGCCGAUAGUGUCACACAGCCCGGAGCACAAGCCCAAGAAGCCUGUCUUCUGGCCACAGAAUGACCUGAGUGGGAUCAGCAUCGAUGACUCUGACUUGGAACAGUCUCCCCAGUUUGUAAAGGCUGAAAGCGCUCAAGCAGCUCCGCCAAGGCGCGCAUCGUUUGGGUUUAAGCCCAAAUCGUCCGUGUACCGAGGGCCAGCUCGUCGUACAUCAUUUGCUGGACCUUCUUUUGGAACACGGUCUAUUUCCCGUAUCGACGAGCAGCGUGAAAUUUCCUUCUGUUGCACACCACGCCAGGCACGUAAUGUUAGCUUCAACUUGACGCUAACAACCCCUAUACCUAUUCGCAGCAGUCCUGGUGAUAAGUCUUUGGUUCCGCCUCCCACAGCUGGAAACCGCUCACAUGUGAGCUUUCACCUGGCCCCACUACCGGAUUUUACCAUCAAUCAAGCCGACGAGUCGCUCCAGUUAGACGUGAGCUACGUUGCCCGAAGAUGCGGCUCGCUCUCUGUCAAGGAAGUAGAGGGCAAUUUUACCACUGCAGUGAAGGAGUUGGUGAAGAAUUUGGUUGAGGUGGAGCCUUAUGAACCGUACUGGGACUAUAUUCGCGACCUUGAUCUUAACGGCAAGGGACUGGUCACUUUGCAUUCGCUCGAGAACUUUUGCAACCGCAUCGAAGUGCUGGAUGUGUCGAACAAUGAGCUUGGUCAGAUAAGCGGUGCUCCCGGGACUUUGCGAACGCUGAUUGCGCAGCAAAACUAUUUGUCAGGAUUGAGUGCUUGGGGCCAUCUCCACAACCUGCAGUAUCUGGACGUUUCUGGCAAUAACAUUGAUAGUCUGGAAGGAUUCUGCGGUUUAAUUCAUCUCAGAGAGCUUAGAGCGGACGACAACAAGGUUACAAGAUUAGACGGGGUAUUUGAGAUGAACGGUUUGAUCAAAUUGAGCGUCAAGGGCAAUCAAAUAAAAAAGGUGGACUUUGGGGAAGCAAACAUGAGAGAACUUUCUCAUCUCGACAUUGCAGGCAACGAGCUGACGGAGGUUCUCAAUCUUCAUAAGCUCUCUUCCCUGGUCCAUCUCAACCUUGAUGACAAUAACCUCACCACAUUCUGUCCAGACAAGGCCAAACCCAUGCGUCAUCUCCGCUCGCUGCGCUGUUCCGGAAACUUCCUUACGUCCAUUAAUGUCUCAGCCUUGCGUAACCUACGCGAGCUUUUCCUGGACGAGAAUUGUCUUCGUCACGUUGAUGGCAUCGAUGCAUUGCGCAACCUCGACAUAUUCUCUCUUCAAGACCAAUACACAAGGUCCAAUCUCCGUAACCCUUCAAGCAAUCAGGGUAGCUCCACUUCGUCAGAUUCGACAACUAUCUCGCAAAUUCUCCGCCUUGAUCAGUCCCACUGUGAAGCACGAAAGCUUUAUCUCUCCGGCAACCCUGAUCCACUUACAUCUUUAUUUUCUCUUCUGAAACCCGACCACAACUCCUCUGUCCCUCCGCUCUACCCAUCUCUUCACCCGAGGAACACAUUUGCCUUUUUCAACAUCCAACAUCUCGACCUCUCAUCCUCCUCGCUCACCACACUCCCCGAAAGUUUCGGUCCAACAUUUGCCAAUACCCGCGUACUCAACCUCAAUUUCAACGCGAUCAAAGACAUUGGUCCCUUGCUCGGUCUCAAACGCAUAACAAAACUUCUUCUCGCAGGCAAUCGAAUCAACCGACUCCGCAACACCAUCUCCGUCUUGUCCAGAUUCCGGAAUACCCUGCAGAAAUUAGAUCUCAGGAAUAAUCCAAUUACUAUGGGGUUUUACCCGCCCAGCGCAGUCGCGGAACUUGCGUCGCAGGACCAACUUGCUGUCCGCAGGCGUAGGAAUUAUUCUGUCAAAUCUACCAAGUCUGACGACACUUCUGGAAAAGUUGCGCGACAGCAGCGGCUAAGCAAGAAACGCAAUGGCCCUGGACACACUCGUCUAGCUACCACUCGAUCAUCAGCCUCGGGUAGCAAGAAAGCCAGGGGGAUCUUUGAUGGGAAAUUAUUCGGAAAGCCUCUUCACGGGUAUCUUUCCGACGAUGCCGACAAUGGCCAGUCUUCGUCCCGACGGAACAGCUUCGGCAGUAUAUCCUCUGAUGAUACUGACAACGACGAUGACGACAAGGAUGAUGAUGACUCGGAGGAUACAGCAGAGCACCAUGCCGAGAAAGAAGCAAGGCUGUAUUACGACCGUCUGGACAAAGAUACGCGCUUACGCAGAGACGUGUACGAAAUGAUGCUCGCCGAUGCGUUUAGUCUCUCGUCUAUCCCUGCGAACAAGAGGAAGAAGAAGAAGACCACAGGAGGAUUGUCAGACACGUCGACUACUCAGCCGAGAGGUCCACUGCGCUGGGUAGACGGUCUCAAGUUCAGCACGACACAGGUCCUCUCUCGCGCGGGAACGAGCAUGAAAAAGGAACAUGAGAGACUUGUGGAGCUGGGUGUAUUGCCCCGCCGCCGACGGUCAUCCUCUCAGCCGAUGCCGCGUACUUCUUCCUCUUCUUCAUGA